Cannabis sativa is the source of this 1241-nucleotide messenger RNA. Its product is annotated as fatty-acid-binding protein 3, chloroplastic. The record is from RefSeq and is a predicted model, not a curated record. Bases 194 to 1057 code for a protein of 287 amino acids. The transcript has 5 exons. Gene Ontology annotation, cellular component: chloroplast stroma. Gene Ontology annotation, molecular function: fatty acid binding; intramolecular lyase activity. Gene Ontology annotation, biological process: fatty acid metabolic process. Lineage: Eukaryota; Viridiplantae; Streptophyta; Magnoliopsida; Rosales; Cannabaceae.
AGGUAAGUGUUAAUCAAAAGGAACAGAAGAAGGUUUGAAGACAAAUUUGUGAAAGAUUAAAGAAGGUAAAAUGUAGAUGAAUAAUAUUAUUGGGAGGGCAGAGAUGUUGUUAAUUUCAGUUACAAGGAAUAAAUAGGUGGACGAAAGGAUUGACGAAGAAGCAGUCCCAAAUUCCCAACAGAAUAAUAACAAAAUGUUUGGAGUUGAAGCCAAUUGCAGGUUCAUAUGGGUUCAAUCUCCCAUUAUUUCCAGACCCAAAAUUUGUUUACUGAAAACGAAAUCAAAUCCCUACUUACGGUUGGAUUUCGAUUUGCGCAAAACCCACUAUUCCUCUGCCCUCUCAUCCCCAUUUGCUUUGCAUUUCACUCUUCCCAAAAACAAUGCAACUCAGACCCAUUUCAUCAUUAGUGCUUCAUCAUCUUCAGUUGGAAGUGUAGAAUACACUGAGGAGCCUUCUACCAAAGUAAAAUUUCAGAAAACUUUGAAUUUGCCAGGUUGCUCAAGUUCUUUGUCAUUGCUUGGAACAGGAGUCAGGGAAAAGGUUUUUGCAAUUGUUGGCGUUAAAGUCUAUGCUGCUGGCCUUUAUAUAAACCCUGACGUUCUUAGUGAACUAGACUCGUGGAAAGGACGUUCAGUUGCUGAACUUCAAGAGGAUUCGUCUUUGUUCAGCUCAAUUUUUCAAGCUCCUUUGGAAAAAUCAUUACAGAUUGUUCUUGUUAGAGACAUAGAUGGUAAAACAUUCUGGGAUGCCUUGGAUGGUGCCAUUUCUCCAAGAAUCAAAUCACCAACUCCUGCUGAUGAAUCUGCGCAGCUCACAUUUCGUAGUAUCUUCCAAGGACGACCUCUUAAAAAAGGAACUUGCAUUUAUUUGAGUUGGCUAAACCCGUCCAAAAUGAUCGUUUCUGUUUCAACAGGUGGGCUUCCAUCUAGUGUGGAUGCUACAGUUGAAUCAGGAAAUGUAAGUUCUUCUCUCUUUGAUGUAUUCUUUGGAGAUGUUCCAGUUUCUCCUUCCUUGAAAGCUUCGGUCACCAACGGGAUCGCGACAAUCCUCAAGUAGUUUUCGUCAGUAAAGUUCUUAAAAAUAAUUAUGUGUCCGGCAAAUUUCACUUCAUUCAAUAUGUGUUUGUAUGAUCACCACUCCAGUCUUCAUUCUCUUUUUUUGUGUCUAUGAAUGUACCUUGGACUUGACCUAGGAUAUGUAGCAUACUUCCAAUGAUAAUUCAUGAAAAUUAAAACAGAAA